Jaculus jaculus (lesser Egyptian jerboa) is the source of this 1729-nucleotide messenger RNA. RefSeq names its product zinc finger AN1-type containing 6 (gene Zfand6). Gene Ontology annotation, biological process: protein targeting to peroxisome. The transcript is spliced from 8 exons. Gene Ontology annotation, molecular function: polyubiquitin modification-dependent protein binding; zinc ion binding; DNA binding. Bases 273 to 944 code for a protein of 223 amino acids. NCBI's taxonomy places the organism in Eukaryota, Metazoa, Chordata, Mammalia, Rodentia, Dipodidae. The record is from RefSeq and is a predicted model, not a curated record.
GUGGAGCUUGGUGUUCAGGUUUGGUUGCUUUGGAGUACAGCUUCAAGUGAAGUUAAUCUGAGGUGAAGCAAACAGAAAAUUGUGGAGGUUUUGUUGGAAUGAAUCUGAAGUCUGCUGCAGUAAAACACUGGAGGCUUUAAAAUGUUUUCUUGCAUAAAACUCAAACUUUAAGUAGCUGCUAAUGAGGAUAGGGAAGGCAGGAAGCUAAUGUCUGUCUCAAGACACAGGACAGCUGUUUGCUCAUCAACCUCAACUGUGUGCACGGCAGAAACAUGGCUCAAGAAACUAAUCACAGCCAAGCGCCUAUGCUUUGCUCCACUGGCUGCGGAUUUUAUGGAAACCCUCGUACAAAUGGCAUGUGUUCAGUAUGCUAUAAAGAACACCUUCAAAGACAGAAUAGUAGCAAUGGUAGAAUAAGCCCACCUGCAGCUUCUGUCAGCAGCCUGUCGGAAUCUUUACCCGUCCAGUGCACAGAGGGAAAUGUCUCAGACGCUCAGUCAGCGUUAGACUCUACGUCUUCAUCUAUGCAGCCAAGCCCUGUAUCAAACCAGUCACUUUUAUCAGAAUCUGUAGCACCUUCCCAAGUGGACAGCACAUCUGUGGACAAAGCAGUACCUGAAACAGAAGAUCUACAAGGACCCAGAGCAGAGGGCCUUGUUCCUCUUGAAUGUGAUCCUCCAUCUUCAGUAUCAGAUACAACACAGCAACCAUCUGAGGAGCAAAGCAAGAAUCUUGAAAAACCAAAACAAAAAAAGAAUCGCUGUUUCAUGUGCAGGAAGAAAGUGGGACUUACUGGGUUUGAAUGCCGGUGUGGAAAUGUUUACUGUGGUGUGCACCGUUACUCAGAUGUACACAAUUGCUCUUACAAUUACAAAGCCGAUGCUGCUGAAAAAAUCAGGAAAGAAAAUCCAGUAGUUGUUGGUGAGAAGAUCCAGAAGAUUUGAGCUCCUGCUGGAAUACAAACUCCUUAUCCAUCUGCAAACUAAAAAUUGACUUGAGGUUUUUUUUCCUAGUCCUUGGGAAUGUAGAGCACCAUAUCUUGCAUAGACCUUUGAAUCAUGCAUGUCAUCAGAGGAAUAGAUUUUUGUUUUGUUUGAAAAUGACUCUGAACAUUUAUUUCCAUUGCAGUUUCUGUGGCUGGAAAGACUUAAACUUUCAAGUAUUAUCCUUUUAAGAUCAUUUGAAUUUUAGUUGAGUGCAGAGGGCUUUUAUAACAAAUGUGGAGAAAUCUUGGAGGGCUGUGAUUUUUUUUUUCCAGUAUUAAACAUGCAUGCGUUAAUCUUGCAGUUCAUUUCUCAUUGUGUAUGUAUAUAUAGCUUUUCUCUGCAGCACGAUUCCCUUUUGAUAAUGCCCUCUGGGCACAGCUAGUUAUCAGUAACUGAAUGUAUCUUAAUCAUUAUGGCUGCUGCUUUUUGUUUCAUUAACAAAGGUUAUACAUACAUAUGUUAGUAUAUAGUUUCUUUGCACCUAUUAUUUAUGUCUGAAUCAUUUGUUACAGGAGAUUUUGUGCUGAAGAGAUUUUAAAUUUUUUUGUUGGUGGUGGGUUUUUUUUUUGUUUUUUUUUGGAGCAAGGGAAGAAAAAGCUGAUGCAUUUCACUGCUGACUGCAGUUUCUUUCAGAUGACUGUUCAUCGGUCUGUGUGUACACAGUUGAAGAAUGAUCUGAAGUAAUUGUGCUGUAUUUAUGUUUUAUUCACCAGUCUUUGAUUAAAUAAAGAGGAAAACCAGAA